CCCAGCCAGGAGGAAAGCGGUGGGCCGGGCCCGGUGUGGUUGGUAGCUUGGACCUGGAGUCUCGGAGGAGAGCCAGUUGGGCGGUGACCAUGGCGGAGUGUGGGGCCCCGCGAUGUCUGCACGAGAAAAGACUUAUACGGCGUGAGUUACUCCGAUGGUCACGCAACACCACUCUGCUAUUAGGUCUGGAAAGAGUACUCGAGGAACUGAUGGGGGAGUCCGCUUGGUUGAAAGUAAGGUCCGACCUGUACCCCGAGAGCGCCAGUGAAGAAACGCCAUCUGUCGCGGAAGCAGAAGAGCCUCAGGAUUGGGACCCCGUAGCACCCUGCUUUGUCUGCCAAGGCAAAUCUCAAGGAACGCUGCAGGUGCAAACUGAAACAGCCCCCCCGUCAGAAGGAACAGUAUCUGAAGGCGGGACGACGACCCCUCAUCCCCAGGGAGGCGCCUUAGACUCCCCAGCCCCUCCAGAGGACCUGACAGUCCAGAACAGCCGCCACCACAAACAUGACCAAGAAGAUUCCGGCUGCACCGAAGUGACCCUCGACUUGUCCAUAUCAAGGUCACCUUCGACGCCGUCUUCACAGUCGCCUUUCCUCGGGGGAUUGCCCAAGACUUACCUCGGGGGCUUAGUAGGAUCUUCCGGUGGGGCACUUGGAGGGCAUUUAGGCCGCACUGUCGGUGCCAUGGGAGGCCUGGGUCCUGAAGCCACACCGAGACUUCCCUUAGAUCUCUACACCGCCAAUCUUCCGCCACAUCUCCUGCAGUGGAUCCUUCAGUCGCAUCUCCACCAGUUAGCCAGGGUUCAUCAAGCUCAGCACGAUGGCCCGGAGAUCGUCGCCGACGACAAGGACCAACAGCCUCUAGACCUCAGUGCCAAGUCGCAGAUGUUGCAGGUGAAGCCAGAGUUCAAGACCUCCAUCUCGUGUUCGUCCCCGAGUGCCCUCAGCAGUUCCAACAGCCACCUCUUCCCUUACGAGAGGAUCAAAGCUGGCUGCCGCUGCGGCUGCCGCAGCGGCAGCAGCAGCUGCGUCGACCAACCCGACUGUCGUCAAACCAAUGAUAAUGGAGGAGGCAGGAGGCGGGGUGACAUGAGCAAAAGAUCUUACACUGAGGAGGAGCUUCAGGCUGCGUUAAGAGACAUACAAAGUGGAAAGCUUGGCACCAGAAGAGCAGCUGUUAUAUACGGAAUUCCCAGAUCAACACUGAGGAACAAAGUCUACAAAUUGGCAAUGGAACGUGAGCGGAACAAGAAACUCGCAGAGCAAUCAGUGCCCCCCGUCCUUCAAGAUACAAAACAGUUCCCACCUUACCAAAAUGGCGUCAUAGGUGCAGGUACAGGACCGUUAAAUAACGAUAAUACUGGUGAAGAUCCAGAUGCCUCCCCAGAGUCCUUCCGGGCUCUGCUCAAAAGCAAGAUGGCAGAGAAACUGAAGGAGCUUGACCGGAGGGGCAUCUGUGGUGAAGACAAUGAAAAAGUCGCCGAGUCCGCCCUAAAGUACCUGAUGGAGAACAUUCCAAAACUUGCCCUAAACAAAGACAACAAAGAGAUAUCAACUGAAAUAUUAAGUAGCAUUUCUUUUUAUCCUCAACUAAGUGACUUUAUCAAGAGAGUCGUUGAAGAACGGUACAACGAAGAACUACAAAGAAGUAAGUCCAGAUUAAAUGGAUCUGUCGAUAUCCAUGCUGUCAAUGGCUUUAAUGAUGAAAACUGUGACCUUACUGUCCCGUCCUACUCUCCUUCUUGUAAUGGCCAACAACCAAAGGGCGACUCUGAGUCUUUAACAAGGGAUUCCAACAAUUCUAGUCAGCCACUGAUCUCCUCACUGCAGAAUUCAAAUCUAAAAGAAAUGAUUGCUCAGAUGAUUGGUCAGAAACUAGGGUGUGAGGUUCCUCUUGGCAAGGAGGAAAAACUAGGAAGCAGUUCAAGUGAAAAGAAUCAGCAACUCUCAUUGCCCUUUUCAGUCCCGAGAGAAUCGCUAACGAAAUUCUGUAGUGAGAAAAGAGAUCAUGUGCAAAGCAGCAAGAAAAAUUCCUCAGCAUCUCCUACAGCAGCAGGUGGGAAAGGUUCUAGGCCAAAGAGAGGUAAAUAUCGAAAUUAUGACCGUGACAAUCUUCUGAAAGCUGUUCAGGCUGUGCAGAGUGGAGAAAUGAGUGUGCAUCGAGCAGGAAGCUUUUACGGGGUACCACAUUCUACUCUUGAAUAUAAAGUGAAAGAGAGACAUCUCACCCGAGGAAAAAAUAAGAAGGAACACGGCCCAUCCAGCUGUUCUCCCGCUGCUAAAAUUAAGAAAGAAAUUAUUCGGAAAUCAGCUGACACUACCACAUCGACAAUUGACCUAACAGGAGAUGAUCCUCCGAAGAGUGAUGACAACGGUGAUGCGAGUCCUGUUAUUAAAAAAGCAAGAGUAGAUUCAGGAGCAGGGUCACCGUAUCCCAGUUAUCCUUCCCUCUCCACCACGCCACUGUCUUCGUCAUCAUCACUAACCCAGACUCCAGUAACGUCUGCUCCAAUUAUACCGAGUCCAUUUUCAUUGUGGAACGGAGCUCCCAUGGUGCCAUCCUUUCUUACACGCUACCAGCAAGAUCCAUUUUAUGCGUCUCAGAUGAUCAGAAGGUUUCAGGAAGCUGCCGCUGCCAAAAGUCAGAGUGAGUCUGGUACCCUGACUCCUCCAGUUAGUGAACAGUCCACUUCUCCAGCUUCAGGUCACGCAGCCCAAGAGCCUUCGCCUUCCCCUCCUUAUCAAGGAAGUGUGCUGGAUGCCUUGCUGCGAGGGAAAGCAUCGUCUGUCAAUAGUAAACUUGCAUCCAGUUGCAGUAGUAACAGCAACAAUACCCUACCAAAUAGUGACACAUGGCAAGUAUCUUCGAGCCUAUUAAGCCUCAGUAAGGGUGUCAUGACAGAACACCAAAAACAGCAGUUAGGCAAAGAGGAAAACAGUUCUACGCCACCGUUAAUCCCGCCACAGGGUAUAGUGCCCUUCAAUACCCUGUAUUCCCUUCCUGUCUUUGCUGCACGCAACAGUUUAGUUGCAGCCCUUCAACAGCGGCCCUCACCAAGAGACUCUUCCAGCCCAGAAGUUGAUAUUCUUCCGCUGCCAUUAGUGAAAGAGUCAUGCCAUCCUACCCCUGUUGCUGCUGAUCAACCUUGAUUUGUACAUGAACAAGGUCAAUGUAUGAUACUCAUCAGCACUUACAGUAGGUCUGUAUUCGUUGUUUGGUCAGUUUUGCUUUAAAUGUACCGUACCUUAUGAAUGAGGGUUAAUGUCACCAGUGAAUUAUAUUGCUAAGCAGUUCAUCAUUUAGAAGACUUCAGAUAGGAUUAUGUUUAUAUUUGUUAUAAGCCUUCAUUUCCCAAAUAAUUAUUGUCCUUGGGACAAAUAUUCAUUAUUCACAGUGAAUAGUAUUAUCAUAUUUAUUAGUUUAUUUUAUUUGUUUAGCAAACAGGAACCCAGUAACGCUUUACAAUGCUACUGGUCAAAUUUCCCUAAGUUGAGUAUCAUCAUCUUUCUGUGAUGUUCAGAACUAAAAAGACAAUCCUUAUGCUUAUGAAUCAUUCCAAUAAUUUAAGGAAAAAAUGAUAGGAUUUUAUGUAGAAAACCUUUUUUAUGAAAACAGAGCGUCAUGAGCACUGUUGUUCCUAAGUCAGUGAAAUAACGUUUAGCUCUUUCCGAUAUUUUGCAUCCUGAAACUGACAGUUGUGUCAUGAGUAUCCUUUAUACCAGUGAGAGACUGGCGAUUUCCUUGUGGAGCUCUGAAGGGAGUUCGCAUUCGCAUUGGGUCGUUCCCAUUGGUAGCUAGGCGUGAAUUCUUCUUCGCCAUAAGACGAUACAUUAGGCCUCGAAGGAGUCUUUUACAUGAGAUGAAGUCCAGAGAGUGUUACGGAUUUUUAAACCUAUAGUGAUGCUGUUACUAGGUGUCAUGAUAAAGUCUUGGCAAUAACAAAGGUAUAAAUGGCACUCAUUUGGUCUCUUGUCGAAAUCUAGUGGGUUAGUAAAUAUAUGAUGCUGAUCAUUUUUAAAAAUAUAUAUUGCAUGUAGGAAAAAUAUCUUUUUUGUACUAAAAUUUUGAAUUUUUAAAAACUAUUUGUAUUUUACAGCAUUGUUUUAAUUAUUACUGUAACACGUUACAUAUGGAGCUAUAACAUUUUUUAGCGUUGAAAUAAUAAUGCACACAAACAUAUGUAGUAUGCUACAAACAUAUACGGUAUAUGCAUUUGAGUGUAUACAUCGCAUGAGUUAUGUAUAUGUACAAUAUGCAAAUGCAUGAUUGUUUAUAUACAUUAUACAUGAGUUCAUAUAUGUAUGUGUGUCCAUGUGGAGACCAUGAACAUUAAUCUCAUGGAUUAUAUAGAGACCAAAGUGAGUGCUGUAUCUAAAUAUGUUUCAGUAAUAUAUUGUAAUAUUUAGGGUUAAAAGCCAUUCUACAUGUUUGCAGUAACUGAAGAAUCUAAGAGUGAAGCGUAUCACAGCUCACAAAAACCUUUGAUCACAAAUAUUUAAUCAUUUUUGGUUACUGACGUCAAGAGUGCUCAAACGGUAUCAGAGAACCUCGAACUGAACGUGUGCCAUGAUGGUUGAGGCUUCAACUAAGACGCUUGUAAGCUGGGUUAUCACCACCUGGUCUCGUUUUCCAAAUAGCCUACAAACCCGUCCAUGUAGAAGUAUUCAAUAGAAUAAGACGUGUUUCUAUUUUGUCAAUAUAGUUUCCCAAACAAUGAUGAUAAUGGUAUAUGGAAAAACAAUAAAAUCUGGAUUUCUUGCUGACCAGAGGUGAUGUUUCACUUGGUGAUGCUCUUGACAAUGAACUGUCGCCAAUUUUAAACCAAUUUGUGGUUGGUUGGAUAUAGCGUCUGUACGGAGGAGUUAACUAAGGUUCAAAUCGUAAAUAGAAUUUUUGCAGUGUGUAUUAUCGUAUUCAAGAGACACUCAAGUAAAGAUUCUUUCCAGCAUUGCGAUGGCAUCACCAUGUGGUAUAUCCUUUGUAGAAAGAUGUAACCAUCAUGUCUAAGAUUCUUGCAGUCAUUUGCCAAGAAGAGAUAGAGAUAAAAUUUAAUUCGAGCCAUGGAGAUGUAUCGCUAUUUUGAUGGACCAAAGACUUUUAUAAUCACCUCCAAGAAUUUUAGGCAUGAUCAUGAACUAAAACUACCGACUAAGCUAAUUCUUAUUGUAGUGAUUGAGGUUUUAGCGUUCAUUUGCUGUUUUCCCCCCAGGAUGUAAGAAGUUUGUGAGACAAAUUGCAUAAAAAUGAGAUGGGAACGCUCUGGUCAUCGGCCAAAAAAAAAUGAUAAUAAAUGAAUAAGAACAGUUGACUACUUAAUGCGAUGAAAGACUGCAUAAGCAUAAGCACAAGAGCUUGGAAAAUGAGUUCCACCCAGAGAAACCGCUGCAGAGUCGUCCCUCUCAGUUUAUGUAGUGUGUCACCUUUUUGUUUCUGCAUUUGACCCCUUCCUUCUAGGACAUAAAAACAACAGGCUUUCAGUGUGAUCGAUCCAUCACAGCACGUAGCGGCUGAUGGACUUUCUGUGCACCAUCCAGCAUUCAUAGCCUGUCCGAUAUGGUGACCAUGAUGAUGUUCACUUCAUCUGUUAGAGCACGUACUUUAGAAGUUGUCCUGUGUAAACAAAAAAUCAUGCUCACGGCAAUGCUCAUAAACCAGUGAUAUAUCUUAAACCUACUUGUACCUAUCCAUAUCUAAUCCAGUCUUUGGUAUUAUAGAUUAAAUGCCCUACCAUGUGUUUUGGAGACUGCAAUUCAGUGUGAUAUAUGGCACCUCCUCUAUUCGUAAACAAAUGUUCUUUAGCUGUACUUAUGGUCAGAUGAUUCCGUGUUUUAUCAGAGAAGUUCCCCCAAUUCAUUGUUAGACUGUUCCAAGGAUCAUUAAGUCAAGGAUGUUUCACUGUUGUUAACAUGUCCCAACUUGCUUGUAAAGAGGUGUUGUUGUUUUGGUGCGUUGAUUCUGUGACUCAAAGCGCACCAUUAGAAAUUCAUUGCUGGUAUAUUGUAGAAAAUAUAUAAAUAUAUAUUUUGCCAAUCGCUUCUUCAAAGAAUAACUUACUACUGAAUUUUCUAUGAAAUUCUUCAUGUGUAAGAAAUUAUUCACUAAGAUUAGGGUAAUCAUGGGGCAUGCUUUCUUCGCUCAUUCCACCCAUGUGUGGAAACAUGCUGAUCCUAUCUCUGACUUUCUACCCUUUCCAUCUAACUGCAUAUCUGUUCACCUCUUUUCAUCGUACCACUUUCCUGUGACAAUCAUUCACUCUCAAAGUCUAGGCAGUCGUUUGCUUCGCUGUCUAAAAGUUAA
Molecule: messenger RNA, 6297 nt
Organism: Macrobrachium nipponense
Lineage: Eukaryota; Metazoa; Arthropoda; Malacostraca; Decapoda; Palaemonidae
Gene: Eip93F
Product: mushroom body large-type Kenyon cell-specific protein 1-like
Exons: 7
Coding region: 90-3149 (1019 amino acids)
Biological process (GO): regulation of transcription by RNA polymerase II
Cellular component (GO): nucleus
Molecular function (GO): DNA binding
Source: RefSeq, a predicted model, not a curated record